AUGUUUUUUAGAGGUACAUCGAAACAAGCCUUAUUUAUACGGCCAAUCAUUCUAUUUACAAGAUUUAAUUCAACUACUGCUAAACAAUAUGUUCGACAAAAACCGAAAAUGAUGGAUUUAAUACGAACUCCAACUACUAAAUCAUUAAUUUUAACAUUAAUUACCAGUUCAAUGAUUAUAGAAUUAAUGAAUAGUAAAAAAAAUUUAGAAACUUUAAUUAAUUCAUAUAAUUUAAAAUUUGAAAUUUUAUCAGAAAUUAUUGAAAAAUUGAAUAAUAAUGAAAAAUUAAAUAUUACCAAAGAAUUACAAUUGGCAAAUUCAUUUACUGAAAAUAAAUAUAGUUCUAAAACUGAUAUUCAAAUGGAUGAACAAUUAGAACAAUUCUUAAAAGAAAUAACUGAAGAUGAAGAAAGUGAAGCCAGCCAACCGCAACAGAUAGAAACAGAAGUAAUCAAAGAUCAAUCAAUAUCAGAUAUAAUAAAUGAUGAAGUCAAAUCAACCAAAGAGAAACCUAAAGCAUACUACUAA
Candida dubliniensis CD36 is the source of this 528-nucleotide messenger RNA. RefSeq lists its product as uncharacterized. The transcript has a single exon. NCBI's taxonomy places the organism in Eukaryota, Fungi, Ascomycota, Pichiomycetes, Serinales, Debaryomycetaceae. The coding region runs from base 1 to 528 and encodes 175 amino acids. The record is from RefSeq and is a predicted model, not a curated record.